Molecule: messenger RNA, 2252 nt
Organism: Chlamydomonas reinhardtii
Lineage: Eukaryota; Viridiplantae; Chlorophyta; Chlorophyceae; Chlamydomonadales; Chlamydomonadaceae
Exons: 7
Coding region: 88-1653 (521 amino acids)
Source: RefSeq, a predicted model, not a curated record
AAACUGGGCGAGCAUUCGCACAAAAGCAGAGAACUGUAACAAAUACACGUACAAGAAUGCAACGACUCCCAUAGCCAGCUCUCAGCGAUGUGUCUUUCUUUCUUCGUGUUGGACGCGGCUGAAGGGCCUCGUUUCCUGCUCGCCUUCAACCGCGACGAGUAUUUCGACAGGCGCACGCAGCCGCUCCACGAGUGGUCAGAUGGCAGCGGCAUCAUCGGCGGCCGUGACUUGGAGGGCAAAGGAACAUGGCUGGGCGUCACGCGGAGCGGACGCGUUGCAUUUCUGACCAACCUGCGCAGCUCCGACCCUGUCGCCCCGCACACACACGCCAACCCCUACACACACGCCAGCCGCGGCGGCAUUACCACCGCCUUCCUAACGGGGGACGCGUCGCCCGCGAAUUUUGCGCAGUCUCUGGACGCCGCAAACUUCCACGGUUUUAACCUGGUCCUUGCGGAACUGGCCGGGCCCGCGCCCAGCCUGGUGUACACACACAACGGCGCGCUGGUCACCAGCAGCACAGCCGAGCCGGCCGGGAACUGUAACCGCAGCGGCGGCGGUGGUGGCUGCGACGUUAAUGGCAGCAAUGGCCCGGUUGGGGCCCGCGAGGAUGGCAAGGAUGGCAAGGAGCAGGGCGGCCUUGCGGCGGGGAAGCGGCGGCUGCUCGGGGCGUCUACGUUGGGUGCGGGGUUUGCGGCGGCGCCGGCAGACGGCGCUGCUGCGGAUGUGGAGGUGGCGCUGGGACAGCUGGCCGUGACAGCCGCCGGGCAGAGCAGUCCCCGGGCGGAGGCAGCAGGCCCCGGGGCAGCAGCAGCGAGGGAUUCAACCUCAGCAGGCGGCGGCGCGGGCAGCUGCACUCAAGGCGCAGAAGGCGCAGCAACGAGCGGCAGCAGCAGCAGGGUGCAGGCGCUUAAGUCAGGUGUGGUGUACGGCGUCAGCAACGGGCUGCUGCUGGAGUGGCCCAAGGUGGCCAGCGGCGUGGCGGUGCUGAGUCAGCUGCUGCCCGAGAUACGGCAGGGCCAGCCGGUGCCCUGGUCCCGCCUGUUCAUUGAGCUGCUGGGGGACGACACCCGACUGGUGCCGCCCAGCUGCGGCCGGCAGCAGGAGGGGGCGGCGGAGGAGGCGGGGGCGCAGCACCAGGGAGCCAGCACAGGUGGCAUCAGCGGCGGCGGCGUGGCCGCAGCCCAGCAACAGGCCGUGGCCCCGGCUGACGAGGUCGCCGCGCACGUCGGCAGCGGCGCCGCAGUGCACGUGGACGGCCGACCCAUCGCACCAGCACCGGCCGGCGCUGGCGCCGGCGCCGGUGCCGGCCACAACCGCGGCCACGGCCAUGGCCACGGCAGCAAUAGCAGCAGCAGCAGCAGCGGCUGUAGCAAUGGAGCUGGCGGGAAUGGCGGCGGCUGUAGCAGCGCUGCUGGCGGCGGCGGCGGGGGCGGCGGCGGCGCGGGUGACAGCUACUUUGAGAGGGAGCUGGAGCACAUCACGAGCGGCCGCUUUGUGGCGGAGGUGGACUCACCGUUUGGCAAGUACGGCACUCGGUCGCAGACGGCGUUGGUGGUGUGGCUGGACGGGCGUGUGGAGAUGCGGGAGCGGGCGCGGGAGCCCGACGGCAGCUGGCGCGAGAGCGCGCUGGACUUCGCCAUUUCGCUGUAGCGCUGUCUGUUGCCGUACACUGUUGCAGCACUUGCAUCGCCUGCAAGAUGGUGGGCGCAAUGACGCUGUGUGGCAGUAGGCCGGGAGCUUGGCGCUAGAGGUCAGCGCUGGCGGUUGUGGCUCGGAUUGCUGUAGCAGAUGGUGGCGUGGCCGGGUUGUGGAUGUUGGGCGUUGUGUGGCGUUCGACGGCGGGGUUGUGGCUGGUGGAGUGGUGGGUGCACGCCGUCAGGCACGCAUGUGUUGUUGGCUACUAGCGAGAUUGGCUGUGGGGUGAAAUGUGAAUGUGUGGGGUGAAAUGCAAACAGACCGGCAGUGUGCUGGGCUGGUGGUAUGCGGCGAUGUGCAUGGGGCGAGUGUCAGCAGUAGCCAGUUUCCAGCAGCCUGGUGGACGCAGCAGGCCCAGUUCACAAUCGGACAUGAUGAACCACUCCUGUAAAGUGGUGGAGCUGCCAGCCUAAUACCCGCCCGCAACCGUACACAUCAUAUGCCUUCAAGUCCCGGCACUUAGAUCCUGUACCAAGCCUUGCCUUGGCAAGUGUCAAUGCUGUUGUACACAUGUACAUGUAUCUGCAACCGCAUCGUCACGGUCUACAAUCUGG